UAAGCUAUUAAAAGACUCAAGAAGCGAAACACUCCCUAACCAACUCCAACAAAGAAAAAAACAAAAAAAAAAAAAAAGCAAAGCAGUUGAUGAGUGAAGUUGCAGAAAAAAACAAUGAACCAAUCUGAGAAAGCAGCACCAGUUUGUGUGACAGGAGCUAACGGUUUCAUAGGCUCAUGGCUGGUGAAGACCCUCCUCGAAGACAGCAAUGCCUACCCAACCAUCCACGCCUCCAUCUUCCCAGGCUCCGAUGCUACCCACCUCUUCUCUCUCCCAGGUGCUUCCAAUUCCCGCCUUAAGAUCUUCCACGCCGACCUCCUCGACGCAGAUGCUAUCUCCGCCGCCGUCAACGGCUGCUCCGGUGUCUUCCACGUCGCUUCUCCUUGCACCCUCGAGGACCCAAAAGACCCACAGGCGGAAUUGAUCACGCCGGCCGUGCAGGGCACCAUCAAUGUCCUCCAGGCCGCUUUGAAGUCCAACCCACCUGUGAGGCGCGUGGUCCUCACGUCUUCCAUCUCUGCUAUGGUCCCAAACCCUUCCUGGCCUUCUCAUGAGGUCAUGGAUGAGUCUUCUUGGACUGACCUCGGUUACUGCAACUCUCGCCAGAAAUGGUAUCCUGUUUCGAAAACUCUGGCAGAGAAAGCGGCAUGGGAGUUUUCAAAGACCCAUGGACUCGAUGUGGUUGCCAUCAAUCCAGCUACAUGCCUUGGGCCACUUCUGCAACCCGGUUUGAAUGCGAGCUGUGCUGUGUUGCAGCAAUUGUUGCAGGGAUCCCAAGAUACUCAGGAGUACCAUUGGCUCGGUGCUGUUCAUGUUCGAGAUGUAGCAAAGGCACAAAUUUUGCUCUUUCAGACUCCUUCUGCUUCGGGUAGAUACCUCUGCACCAAUGGGAUCUUACAAUUUCGCGAUUUUGCUGAGAAAGUCUCCAACCUUUUCCCAAACUUUCCGGUUCACAGGUUCAUCGGAGAAACCCAACCUGGCUUGAAGGAAUGCAAAGAUGCAGCAAAGAGAUUGAUCAAUUUAGGGCUGGUUUUUACACCGCUUGAAGAUGCUCUGCAGGAAACGGUGGAUAGCUUAAAAGCUAAGGGCUUCUUAAAGCAGGAAACGCCACAAUCUUAGUCAUUUUUCUGUGUGGCUGAAAGUUCCCUGCUAGAUUGCUUGAUUUAAUUAGUGUUUUUUUUUUCCCGAUAAAAGGCUUAAUUUAAUUAGUUGGCAGUUAUAAUGGUGGCAAAUAAAUUGUAAAGUCAUGAUUUGAUUACUCUCUUUUAUCAUUGCUUUUCUAGUUUUAAUAAAUUGUAAAUUCAUGAUUC
Ziziphus jujuba (common jujube) is the source of this 1310-nucleotide messenger RNA. Its product is annotated as phenylacetaldehyde reductase. The record is from RefSeq and is a predicted model, not a curated record. The transcript has 3 exons. Bases 115 to 1119 code for a protein of 334 amino acids. Gene Ontology annotation, molecular function: oxidoreductase activity, acting on the CH-OH group of donors, NAD or NADP as acceptor. NCBI's taxonomy places the organism in Eukaryota, Viridiplantae, Streptophyta, Magnoliopsida, Rosales, Rhamnaceae.